Messenger RNA from Stegodyphus dumicola, 2501 nucleotides. Its product is annotated as glutamate rich 3-like. Lineage: Eukaryota; Metazoa; Arthropoda; Arachnida; Araneae; Eresidae. The record is from RefSeq and is a predicted model, not a curated record.
UUAAGAUCUUGCAACUGAAGACUCAGGUGCUAGGCACACUUUGAAAAAGGCGCCUGGACUGGAAGCCACAUCCUGUGUGUAAACGCGUAGAGAAACAGCAUAACUUUCCUAACAUAACGUAAUGGGAUGUUGAGUGAGAAUUAAAAGUUCUCUAUGACGCGUAGAAGGUCUUCGCAUAUAUUAACGAAGCUACUCCGGAUAAGAAUGCCAAGGUGUAAAAGCAGUCAGACUGCUGCUGCCCUGUAAGAAAAAAAAAAAAAAAGAUGUAAUUAAUCUGUAGAAGUGAGCCGGGCCGAGGUCUGAACUCACGAUCUGGGAGUCCCAAAAAGUUUGCUGCUUCGCUCUAUCCGCUGACUUAUUGGCUCUAUUGUGAAUCGCUGCUUAACUUUCCUAGUUCUCUGCUUUUGGCGAAUUGGAUGAGUAGCAUGGCUGUUUGGAAACCUGUUUGUAACUUUUCAGACAAAUGUUUCGCAGUUUUAAUUUUCCCGAUGAAUGGGGAUAGUAGAUGUAAGGAAUACGUUGAUAUUUUCAUCUUUUUAGCCAGCAGGUUAUUGCAUCGUUUAAGUCUUUCGGAGGUGGAGUAAUUUUUCCUUUGAUUUUUUUCCCUGUACGUAGCUUGAGAGAUAUUUUUCUGCACUGGAUCAAUAGUCGUUUUAGAACUGGGGAAAUUUUCUUCUGUUAGUGCCGGGGUUUUAGGCUGAGGUUGUUAAAAAAAAAAAAAAAAAAAAAUUCUCAAAUUUCCUUGCAACUGAAGUGAAGUAUUCAGAUUUUUAUUCUUUGCUUUAGCGCAUGGAAGCGUCACGAACUAGCCGUUACCAUGCCAACAGUAAGACAACGUUGAGUAGCAAUAUUUAUGUGUGCGGCAUGUCUAUUUGAAGCAUGAUCUUAAUUCAUUGAGGCUAAAAUUGCAGUCUCUUAACGAUACACGCGUCCUGAAUGGUACAAAGUUUUCAUACUUAAACUGAGUUAGUUAUAAGCAAAUAAAUUUACUGUACUUUUGCUUAGACAGUUAUUUUACAGACACAUGGUCGCAAUAUAUUAAUCUUUGAUAUUUUAAGAUAUUGAACUAUUAUGAAGUUUUAUUGACUUACAAUGAUCACUGAUGUUGAAAUAAAAACUUUUAAUAGUGCUUACUGCUGAAGGUAAUACUAUACUCUGGAGAAGUAACAGCUUAUAAUUAUUUUCAUUUUCAUCAAAAUAGAUUUGAGUACACUUACUUUCAUUUAUAUAGUUAAAAAUAAGUAUUUCAGUGAAGGUAUUAGAAGAAAAUAUACUUGAGUCUUGAGAAAAUUUAAAAAAAAAGAAAAGGGAUGAAAUAUAUCUUCUUAAAGGAUUAAUUUUUUAGCACAGUGUCAUAUGGAUUAGUUGAUGGAAUGAAGUUCUAAAGAAUGUGGACCAUUGCUGCUGCAAAUAAGAAGUUUAAUGGACCUUUAGGUUCAUAUGAUGGUUUAACAGAUGUCCAUUUGGCACAUUACUUUUCUAGGCCAAUUAGGAAAUCACAAUUAAAGUCUGCAAAACUGAUCACUUGUGAUGGUGCCAUUAUUCCUGAGCACAAAGUCAAAGUACAGUCUCUUCAGUAUGAGAAAAAGAAGAAGAAAUAUAAUGUGCUUGCAAAUGCUGUUGUACAAAAUGCUGUUCAGAAAGAUAUUGCUUGGAAGAAGAAUAUGUAUAAUUAUUUGGAAGAUAUCUCAAACAUGGAGAUAGUUGAGAAAGUCAAGAUAGCUUCCAGGAAGAAAAAUAGUAAAAAACAUUGUAGCACUGCAAAAGCAUCUUGGGAUGUACUACCAAAGUAUGAUAUCUUUGGAUUGUUAAAUAGUCAAGAACUUAGAAAUAAAGUUCCUCAUCUAAGAUCAGCACCAGCUAUGUGUAGUUGCAAUUCAAGGAGUGGACAUAAAGUCUCAGAGUUAAAGAGAAGUUCAUCUGCAAAAACAUUUUCACCAUAUGUUGUUCCGUUACGUAAUGGAUCAUCGAAACACCAAACAUGGCAUACACUACAUCAGUUUGUACAUUCAGGCAAAAGAAAAAAGAAAUGCAAAAGAAAGAAAAUUUUUAACAACACAGUUGAUAGCAAGGCAAUAAAACACUCUGCAACUGACCAGCUGCUAAAUAGAAAUCGAAGUAAAAUUACUUUGUAUUAUCAUGGACCUGCACCUCUAAACAGUCUAAAGCAUCUGGAACAAAAUGUAUUGAUUCAGCAGCAACACUGUGGAGGAAAUCCUGUGGUAGUGUAUAAAGGAACUGUUUCUCCUAAUGAAAGUCUGACUUUUACUUCAGUGCUCCAUGAAGGUUUUCCAUUCAGUAUAACAAUAUUUCUUGAUGGAAUACGAGAUUUAAAACUGAGCUCUUGCUGUGUUUUUCGUUAUCUUCCAAACAGACGUUUAGGUGGUUCAAGUGGCAGCUUUUCUAUUCAGAAUGUUGAGGGAGGAAAACCUUGUAUGAAGUGAUAAUACUCCAUGCCAGUGAGAACAGUAGACAGCUGGUUUUCUUCAAAAUGCAUUCAA